Molecule: messenger RNA, 1223 nt
Organism: Dreissena polymorpha
Lineage: Eukaryota; Metazoa; Mollusca; Bivalvia; Myida; Dreissenidae
Exons: 3
Coding region: 165-1136 (323 amino acids)
Source: RefSeq, a predicted model, not a curated record
UACCGGAUGUCUCUAUAAACUGAGUCUGAUUAAGUGAACAACAACUGGACGUAUUGACAUUGAGUCAUUAGUUCUUAGCGCAAUAGACUCGGAGCGUGUUAAGGUCCCAUUGUAGUACUGUCAAUAUGACGUAACUUCUAACGUAACGACCCAGACCGCCAACAAUGAGGGUAUAUAAGCGGAAGGACAGUGAGCAUCCUUCACCAAUCGGUCAGACACGAUCCAAACCAACCAUGCUGAAGACAGUUGCUAUCCUGUUGCUAGGCGCCCUGGCCGCCAACGCACAGUGGAACGGCAAUGACAACGAUGAAUGGGGCUACUACAGAGGCGGUAUUGGCCAGGGAGGAAUCAGCGGUGGUAAGGGAAAGGGCUACUUCUCCGGAAUCGGCAGCAAACUCAUUGGAGGUUCCGGAAUCGGUGGUGGUUAUGGAAAGGGUUACGGAUCAGGAAUCGGAGGUGGACUCAGUGGAGGUUACGGAAUCGGUGGUGGUUACGGAAAGGGUUACGGAUCCGGAAUUAUCGGAGGUUCCGCAAUCGGCGGUGGUUACGGAUCCGGAAUAAUUGGAGGUUCCGGAAUCGGCGGUGGUUACGGAAAGGGUUAUGGAUCAGGCAUUAUCGGAGGUUCCGCAAUCGGCGGUGGUUACGGAUCCGGAAUAAUUGGAGGUUCCGGAAUCGGCGGUGGUUACGGAAAGGGUUACGAAUCCGGCAUAAUUGGAGGUUCCGGCAUUGGCGAUGGUUAUGGAAAAGGUUACGGAUCCGGAAUUAUUGGAGGUUCCGGAAUCGGCGGUGGUUACGGAAAGGGUUACGGUUCCGGAAUUAUUGGAGGUUCCGGCAUUGGCGGUGGUUAUGGAAAAGGUUACGGAUCCGGAAUUAUUGGAGGUUCCGGAAUCGGCGGUGGUUACGGUAAGGGUUACGGAUCCGGAAUUAUUGGAGGUUCCGGCAUUGGCGGUGGUUAUGGAAAAGGUUACGGAUCCGGAAUUAUCGGAGGUUCCGGAAUCGGCGGUGGUUACGGAAAAGGUUACGGAUCCGGAAUAAUUGGAGGUUUAAGCAUCGGCGGUGGUUACGGAAAGAGCUUCGGAUCCGGAUUUGGCGGCAAAUUCAUCGGAGGUUACUACGGAAAUGACAACGAUUUUUAAGGAUAUAACAAAUGAGCCGAACUUGUAAUACGGGAAGUCCGUUGGCAAAUAUUAAUCGUCGAUUAAUUUGUUUAUGACGAUAAUAUG